Messenger RNA from Macrobrachium nipponense, 1308 nucleotides. RefSeq lists its product as uncharacterized. The coding region runs from base 1 to 1308 and encodes 435 amino acids. The transcript is spliced from 4 exons. The record is from RefSeq and is a predicted model, not a curated record. Lineage: Eukaryota; Metazoa; Arthropoda; Malacostraca; Decapoda; Palaemonidae.
AUGAAUCCUCCAAGUCCUCCGAAUCCUCCAAGCCCCCAAAAUCCUAGUAACCCAGAAUCCGUCCAUGUCCUUGAAAUCCUCCAAGUCCCUCUGGAAUCCUCCACUCCAAGGUGCCUAGACGAAUCCUCCAAGUUGCCCCCCACCAAUUCCUCCCCUCCAAGUCCCUGCCGAAUCUUCAAGAGACCCCCGAAAUCCUCCAAAAUCCCACACACUCUAAGUCCUACCGGAAUCCUCCAAGUUCCCCCAAAUCCUCUAAGUCCUCCGAAUCCUCCAAGUCCUCUGAAUCCUUCAAGUCCCCCAAAUCCUCCAAGCCCUCGGAAUCCUCCAAGUCCCCCGAAUCCUCCAAGUCCUCCAGAUCCUCCAAGUCCUCUGAAUCCUUCAAGUCCCCCAAAUCCUCCAAGUCUCCUGAAUCCUCCCUCCAAGUCCCCUGAAUCUUCCAAGUCCCCUGAAUCCUCCAAGUCCUCCAAAUCCUCCAAGUCCCCCGAAUCCUCCAAGUCCUCUAAAUCCUCCAAGUCCCCAAAUCAAUCCAACCACCGUCUCGGAAUCCUACCAAGGUCCCCCGAAUUCCGUUCAAGUCCUCCGAAUCCUUCAUGUCCUCUGAAUCUUCAAAGUCCCCUGAAUCCUCCACUUCCUCCAAAUCCUCCAAGUCCUCCCUCCAAGUCCUCCAAAUCCUUCAAGUCCUCUGGAUCCUCCAAGUCCCUCCAAAUCCACACUCAAAGUCCUCCGAAUCCUCCAAGUCCCCUGAAUCCUCUAAGUCAUCCAAAUCCUCCAAGUCUUCCGAAUCCUCCAAGUCCCCCAAAUCCUGUAAGUCAUCCAAAUCCUCCAAUUUCUUUGAACCAAAUUUUCCAAGCCCCCAAAUCCUCCAAGUCCUCCGAAUCCUCCUUGUCCUCUGAAUCUUCAGAGUCCCCUGAAUCCUCAACGUCCUCCGAAUCCUCCAAGUCCUCCAAAUCUUCAGAGUCCCCUGGAUCCUCCAAGUCCCCCGAAUCCUCCCUCAAAUCCCCCGAAUCAUCCCUCCAAGUCCUCGGAAUCCUUCAAGUCCCCCGAAUCCUCUUCCCAAGUCCCCUGAAUCUUCCAAGUCCCCCAAAUCCUCCUCCCAAGUCCUCCAAAUCCUUCAAGUCCUCCGAAUCGUCCAAGUCCUCUGAAUCCUUCAAGUCCUCCAAAUCCUCCAAGUCCUCCGAAUCCUCCAAGCCCCCAAAAUCCUCCAAGUCCUCCGAAUCCUUCAAGUCAUCUGAAUCUUCAGAGUCCCCUGAAUCCUCCACAUCAUACGAAUCAUCUAAGUCCUCCGAAUCCCCCCUCAAAGUCCUCUGA